AUGGGCUGGCCGUACCACUUCUUGACACUCUCCCACGAAGAAGUCAUCCUUCGCCGCCACACCAUCGACUACUAUGCCAGCGUAGCUCAUUACUCAGCCUUGGCCCCGGCUGUGGUCCUCAUCGUCCUCCGUCUCAUCCUGCGAGCUGCGCGACCCAUACGCCGUCUGGGGGGUUAUGAUGAUGGUGAUGAUCGUGGCCAGUAUGCACAUGUUCCCGGGACACCUACUCUCAAGGCUCAGCACAACAGUGCGCUCGGCACGUUGGCGGCACGAUGGAGGGCUGUGCGGUGGUGGUUUGGAGACGAUGUCGUCUUGUUGGGUGUAAGUUGGGGACAGAGAGAUGAGUGGCUGCUGGGGCUGGGGUGGACGGGCUGGUUGCUCAUGCUUUGUGUUUUGGGGACCGGAGAAGACUACCUCCACUUCACCAAACGCUUCGGCAGCAUCGCCAUCUCACAACUCCCCAUCCAAUACCUCCUCGCCCUCAAAGCCCUCAACCCCUACGCCUACGCCUUCAGCUCCUCCCACGAGCACAUCAACCGCUACCACCGCGUCCUCGGCCGCGUCAUAUACACCCUCGUCAUCAUCCACGUCGUCCUGUACAACGUCUUCUUCGUCCUGUCCGGCAUCUGGCUCAAGCGCUUCUUCGCCCCCGUCGUCUUCUGCGGCGUGGUAGCCAUGCUUGGCUUUGACGGCCUGAUGGCCACCGCCAUACGCCGCGUGAGGAGGUACUCGUAUCGCAUCUUCUUCAUCACUCAUCUGGCCGUUGCGCUGCUUGCUCCCGUGCUGCUGUUUUUCCACGCUCAUUCUGCCCGCGUGUACGCUGCCGAGAGCAUCAUUGUAUUUCUUGUCGAUCUUGCGGUUCGAAGAGCAGGCAUGACGCAUACGGCGUCAACGUUUGAGGCAAUCCCAGGAACAAGCCUCAUCAAGAUCUCCGCUCCUAUGCCAUCUCAGAAGAUUGAACAGUUCCGCUCCCAACCAGGCUCUCACAUAUAUCUCAGUCUCCCUCCCGAAGGAAGGACUACAAACUACCCAGCCUCUCAAUCGCUCCUCUUCGACUUGGUCUUCAACCCCUUUACGGUUGCUUCCGCCAGCGAAGACAGCCAAAGCAUUACACUAGUCGCGAGAAAGCGAUCUGGCCCCAUGACGAAUAUCCUCUCACAAUUUGCCUCCUCGACCUCGUCCCUCUCCUCCGAGGGCGACAACAAAAUCACACUCGCCAUAGAAGGACCGCAUGGUGCUGUAGGCAAGCACUUUCAGCAUCUUCUCACCUGGGGCGCCUCCCGCAUCCUCCUUAUAGCCGGCGGCGUGGGAGCAACUUUCAUCGUUCCGUUAUAUCAUGCUCUCCAGCGAGAGCUGCCAUUAGCUCAUGCCCAGUUCAUCUGGGCCAUCCGCUCAGCUGGCGAUGCAACGUGGGCAUCAAUUGAAAACGGCUUCGAGAAGUCUCUACUUGACGAUGACAAUGUUCAUCUCUAUCUCACGGAGAAUAUCAAUGUUUUCCACAACGACGACCAUGGCCAUAACGGGUCUAUUGAGCUCGGAAACAUGAGCCGAGCAUCAUCGCGCCAGCAGCGUUCUGCUGCAAGUAGCCACAACAGCAGGCGUCCCAACAUUCAAAAGAUUGUAGACGAUGUAUUCCGCCACAGCGUAGACGAAAAGGUUGCCAUUCUAGUCUGCGGCCCAGAAGAAAUGAGCAAAGAAGUACGGCGGCGAGUAGGGCCGUGGGCGACAAAGGGCCGCGAGAUAUGGUGGCAUAAUGAAAGCUUUGGAUGGUAA
Messenger RNA from Trichoderma atroviride IMI 206040, 1773 nucleotides. RefSeq lists its product as uncharacterized. Gene Ontology annotation, molecular function: ferric-chelate reductase activity. Lineage: Eukaryota; Fungi; Ascomycota; Sordariomycetes; Hypocreales; Hypocreaceae. Gene Ontology annotation, biological process: iron ion transport; intracellular iron ion homeostasis; copper ion import. Gene Ontology annotation, cellular component: plasma membrane. The record is from RefSeq and is a predicted model, not a curated record.